AUGAAAGAAUCCAACCUCAGAGAGCAGCGGAGUAAUUCCGGGAAAAGGCGGACUGACAUUUUGUCGCCAGAGUCGCUUCGACCCAGCAGAGUGUCUGUAUCUGUGUUGACUGGUGCUCGAGGGGAACAACCGAAGAUCAUGACAUCAGAAAGAAACAGCAAAGCCCUGAAGGUGAAGCAGGAAUGUGGCGAGAACGUGCCCUUCCUGUCGGACAGCGAGCUCAUGUCCCUCACAGUCCGAGAGCUGAACCUCCACCUGCGCGGCAUGUCCCGCGAUGAGAUCCAGAAGCUGAAGCAGCGCCGCCGCACCUUGAAAAACCGGGGCUACGCCGCCAGCUGCCGAGUCAAACGGGUGUCCCAGCGUGAAGCUCUGGAGCAGCAGAAGAUGGAGCUCCAGAGGGAGGUGGAGAGGCUCGGGGCCGAGAACGCCGGCAUGAGGAAAGAGCUGGAGGGGCUCGGCGCCCGCCUGGCUGCGCUCCAGAGGUUCGCCAGGGGCCUGGAGGCAGGAGGAGGCAACCUGCUGGCUACCGCCCCACGUCUCAACACCGCCUCCGUCAUCACCAUCGUGAAGAGUCCGCAGCAGCCUCAGCCGCAGCGGGAUCAUGAGCCGUCCUAGAAGGAGGAACCAGACUGGGGGGGGAGGCACAACCUGCAAUGCAAACACACACACACCUGUAGGCAUAAACACACACACACACACACACACACACACACACACACACACAUACACCGGAGAACAUUGUAGUAGGAAAAUACUAAGCACUUGUCUGCGUCACGCCUCGUUCACAUUUUAAAAUUCUGUAUGACACAAUGUUGACGGAGUGGCGUGUGACGUCACCCAUCAGACAACAGCUAGUUUUCCAAAGCAAGAGUUUAAAAAUCACCCAGGACCGCUGGAGGUGGCCUCCACUCUGUAACGCUGCAGCUUAGCUGACUGAAAUUUACUUGAGGGGACAGUUGUGAUAUUCUGAAGUGGGGCUGUAUGAAGUAUUUAUCCACAGUCAGUGUAUCACAUACAGCAGAUGGCAGUCGGCACGCCCCCACAGUCCAACACAGAAGCUAAGCAACGUACUGCUGUGGAUUGGUCAGCAACAAAACUUAGUUUAGCCACUUAAAAAAGAAAUAUCAGUUUAACUUAAGGCUAUACUGAGAAUAUUUUCACUGCUUUGCCUUUCUGUUAAACAGUGAUUUUCAAGUAAAUGAAAGUGUUAUGUCACAGCCAAACUCCAUUGAGAAAAAUACAGAUUUAACAUUACUGAACACAGGAUCUGCCGGUCCACAGGUGCCUUGAUCAGUAAGUUAGUUAGUGUUAUUGCGUGACUUUGGCGUUUAAAAGGGUUGCUUCAGAUUCGCCGAAGUCAUACAAUAACACUAACUAACUACCUGAUUGAAGCAGCGGUACACCAGCAGCUCCUGUGUUCUGUGAGGUAAAAUGACUGUUUUUGUCAAUGGAGUCUGGUGGCUUUGACGAGAGCAGAGAUUUAGGACCUUGGCUGUUUACAGCCUCCCUGCCGUAAUGGGCUGUCUCACUUAAAGUUAAGCAGUGAAAAUUCUCUCAGUAUAGCGUACACUUCAACUGAUAAAAGAUUUUUUUUUAGGUGGCUAUUAUGUAUGUAAUAAACUGACUAUGAAUAAGUACCCAAUACAACCCCACUUCAAAAACUUGCCCUUUGAGUGUUUGGGAUUAUUUUAAGAACAGGUCUAAUGUGAACGAGGCGUCGAGCACUGAUGCACUCACACGCGCACAAAACCCUCACACUCAGUCCUCAAUCCACACGGGAGGCGAAGACGAACCGGACUUUGAGUGCAGCCAGACCGACACAACCAGAGUUACUGUACACGUUCAAAGCUGGGGCCUCUCUGUGCUUCAGCGAAAACGCACGGGCGGAGCGGACGUUCACGCAGCUUCUUGCGGCUCUACAGCGUCUGCAUUCCUGGAACAGUUUGUCGUCUGGAGUUAUUCGGGGGAAAAAAAGUGUCCCAAAGUAUGAUUCAUCCACUUUUGUUAGUCAUUAAUACAGAGUUUCUCAACCUUGGUGUCACUUGAUAUGCAGGCGGGGUCACGGGAGAAGACUGAAAUAACUGCUCGGGUCACAGAGAGCAAAAAAAAAAGUCCAUACAAAGGUUGACAAAUGCUGUGACAUUACUUCAUUUGUGGAUUCACCUGCCACUACCUGUUCCACUCCUCCACUCAAGGAGAAAGUCGUUUUGUACUGCUUGUGUUCACAUUUCUCACAUUAAUGCAGUGCCUUCAGAGUCUGUAGGAGUCAGAAGAAUGCAAACCUAAGAGGGUGAAAAAAAGACUGUAAUCGCUCACUGUUCAUGACCGCACAUUUCUUUCUUUUCUGACCUUUUUAUCCCUCAUUUCCACAAUCCCUCCUGCAGGGUUCGUACGGUCAUUAAAAACUUUUUAAAUUUGCAAAUAGCAAUUUACAGACCAGGAAAAG
Messenger RNA from Plectropomus leopardus (leopard coralgrouper), 2446 nucleotides. RefSeq names its product MAF bZIP transcription factor F (gene maff). Gene Ontology annotation, molecular function: RNA polymerase II cis-regulatory region sequence-specific DNA binding; DNA-binding transcription factor activity, RNA polymerase II-specific. Lineage: Eukaryota; Metazoa; Chordata; Actinopteri; Perciformes; Serranidae. The record is from RefSeq and is a predicted model, not a curated record. Gene Ontology annotation, cellular component: nucleus. Gene Ontology annotation, biological process: regulation of epidermal cell differentiation; regulation of transcription by RNA polymerase II.